GGCGUGUGGAUGCGGGGAGUGGGUGUGGGAGGGGGGGGGGUGUGAUCUAGUCGCCGCCGCCGCCGCGGAGAGUCCAAAGAUCUGUGACCUUCCUGAAAAUGAACGAGGUGUCAGCAGAAGAAUUUAAAGACCCAGAAGUAUAUAAAAUAUACUUUAUAUUUCCAAAUGGAGACAAAUAUGAAGGUGACUGUACGAGAACAUCUCCUGGAGUCUUUGAGAGAAAUGGAGCAGGGGUACAUACCACCCCCAAUGGAAUAACCUAUAUAGGGGCCUGGAAAGAUGACAAAAUGAAUGGAAUAGGAAGACUUGAACAUUUUUCAGGAGCAGUAUAUGAAGGAGAGUUCAAGGACAACAUGUACCAUGGAACAGGGACUUACACAUUCCCAAAUGGAGCAAAAUAUACUGGAAGUUUUGUAGAAAACAGGGUGGAAGGUAAGGGAGAAUAUACUGACAUUCGUGGACUGGAAUGGAGUGGUACCUUUCAUUACACAGCUGCGCCUGGGCUGAAACUAAAGCUACAGAUGUAGAAGGUCUCUAAAGUGAAAUAAUAAUGUUCAUGUUGAUGUUAAUCAUAAGCAAUUAUGGCCAAGUGUUUUCAUUAAAAGUUUCAUAUGUUACUUACUGUACUGUGAGUUAUCCAAUAAAAUCAUCCAUCCAUUUCUCUCAUUGCAACUUUAUUUUCAGAAUUUUGGAGAUAGUUUGAUAUAAGUUCUGAGUGGGGUUCCAUCAGUUAGGGAACAGAGGAAUGCAUUGACAUUGAUGAUAUCUGUUACACAUCUUUUUGGUAAAAUCUGUGAUUCUACUUAAGCCAACCUUUCAUGUUAUAUUCCCUUAAGAGAAUAUAAGGGAAUAUUGUACUAUACAAAAUGACAAGAGCAAUUCAGAAAAUGCUGGGAAAAUUUGUAUGAAUUAAUGGAGAGUAGAGAGAAUAGAAAUGAGAACAAUAUAUACAAUGAC
Molecule: messenger RNA, 957 nt
Organism: Dromiciops gliroides (monito del monte)
Lineage: Eukaryota; Metazoa; Chordata; Mammalia; Microbiotheria; Microbiotheriidae
Gene: MORN2
Product: MORN repeat containing 2
Exons: 5
Coding region: 99-527 (142 amino acids)
Source: RefSeq, a predicted model, not a curated record